UGCAAUUUUGAAUUUUGUAAAACUCUGUGUAUUCUGAGUAUUCCAACAGUCCUUGCGAAAACCUGAAUAUUUCUAGUUGUAGGCUUUAGAUUAGAGCAAUAACUUGGUCAUAAUGGCAGAGUUCAAGAACACGCAUACACCUUAUACUGAAGACCCCUCACCUCAUAUGGAGUCCACUGUGAAGAAGGAGCCAUUUUGGAUUUCUGACUCUGGAGAAGAAAAUCAACAGCUGUUAACAGUGAAGAAGGAAGGCGGAGAUUUUGAAUCCCAUUCAAAUAUUCAGAUAGAUACUGAAGAAUUACAGAACUAUUGUUCAGAUGAAGAUCAAACUGGAAGUUUAGAAAGACACAACAACACACGUAAGGAAAGGAGCGAUUUUGAUCCCCAUUCAAAUAUUCAGAAAGAUACUGAAAAAUUAGAGAAGUAUUGUUCAGAUGAAGAUCAAACUGGAAAUUCAGAAAGACACAUCAACACACAUAAGACAUUCAGCCAGUCACAACGCUUACAGAACCACAUGAGGACACAUAGAGCUGAUAAGCCUCAUAAAUGUGAAGUGUGUAAAGAGGCUUUCAACUGGCCAGGAAAUCUACAGAGUCACAUGAGGACACGUACUGGUGAAAAACCUUAUAAAUGCGAUGUUUGUGGGAAGGCAUUAACACUAUCGCAUCACCUACAGGAGCACAUAAAUAUUCAUACAGGUGAUACACAUUAUAAAUGUGAUGUGUGUGGGAAAGCAUUCAACAAAUCAAAUGCCUUACAGAGGCACAAGAGGACACAUACUGGUGAAAAACCAUACAAAUGUGAUGUGUGUGGGAAGGCUUAUAACCAGUCACACACCUUACAGAUUCACACGAGGACACAUACUGGUGAAAAACCUUAUAAAUGUGAUGUGUGUGGGAAGGCUUUCUGCCAUUCACAGAGCUUACAGAGGCACAUGAGGACACAUACUGGUGAAAAACCUUACAAAUGUGAUGUGUGUGAAAGGGCUUUUUCUGAAGCAAACGCCUUACAAGACCAUAUGAUGAUACAUACAGGUGAAAAACCUUUUGAAUGUGUUGUAUGUGGAAAAGCAUUCAGCAGAUCUACUAGCAUAAAAAUACACAUGAGGACACAUACAGGUGAAAAACCUUAUAAAUGUGAAUUGUGUGGUAAGGCUUUCAACCAGUCACACACCUUACAGAAUCACAUGAGGACACAUACAGGUGAUAAACCAUAUACAUGUGAUGUGUGUGGGAAGGCAGUCUCUCAUUCAAGUGACCUACAGAAACACAGGAGGAUACAUACAGGUGAAAAACCUUAUAAAUGUGAUGUGUGUGGGAAGACAUUCAAACAGUCAAGUCAGUUACAGAAUCACAGGAGGAUACAUACAGGAGAUAAACCGUAUAAAUGUGAUGUGUGUGGAAAGGCAUUUAAGCAAUCAGGUGACUUACAGAAACACAUGAGGACUCAUACAGGUGAAAAACCUUAUAAAUGUGAUGUGUGUGGGAAGGCAUUCAAACAGUCAUGUCAGUUACAGAAUCACAGGAACACUCAUACAGGAGAUAAACCAUAUAAAUGUGAUGUGUGUGGGAAGGCUUUCAAUCAGUCACAGAAAUUACCGAGUCACAUGAGGAUACAUUCAGGUGAAAAGCCUUAUCAAUGUGAUGUGUGUGAGAAGGCGUUUAAGGACUCAGGUAACUUGAGAAACACAUGAGGACACAUGCAUAAGAUAAACCUUAUAAAUGUAAAGUGUAUGGAAAGAGAAAGACAUACACACAGCUAGGUUAAGGACUACCAAAGGCAGAUCAGUCUAUGCAGAGCUUCGGGAAAUUGAUUUUGAUUUUGACUUCAAGGUGAACCUGCAUAAAUGAAUCUCGGCAAAAGAAAAAUAUAAACAAAAAAAGAAAAAGAA
Molecule: messenger RNA, 1891 nt
Organism: Saccostrea cuccullata (small rock oyster)
Lineage: Eukaryota; Metazoa; Mollusca; Bivalvia; Ostreida; Ostreidae
Product: zinc finger protein OZF-like
Exons: 6
Coding region: 113-1693 (526 amino acids)
Biological process (GO): regulation of transcription by RNA polymerase II
Molecular function (GO): RNA polymerase II cis-regulatory region sequence-specific DNA binding; DNA-binding transcription factor activity, RNA polymerase II-specific
Source: RefSeq, a predicted model, not a curated record